Drosophila willistoni is the source of this 939-nucleotide messenger RNA. RefSeq names its product cuticle protein 7 (gene Cpr92A). The record is from RefSeq and is a predicted model, not a curated record. The transcript has 3 exons. Lineage: Eukaryota; Metazoa; Arthropoda; Insecta; Diptera; Drosophilidae. Gene Ontology annotation, cellular component: extracellular matrix. Bases 94 to 801 code for a protein of 235 amino acids.
AGCGUUUGGAUUUCGAUUUGCCAUUAGAAGAAGAAGGUGGCCAAAAUUGGAUAUAAUUGGACAGUGUGUGUGUGUGGGAGCAAGGAUAACGUUAUGCUAAAGAUUUUUCUGCUAAGCACUGUGCUUGGCAUUGCCUAUGCGGGCGUAAUUGGUCCUGGGCCAUAUUAUGGACCAGCUUUGCAUGGCUAUGCGGGCUAUGCACCGCAUCCAGGACCACUGCCAGCCUAUGUGGCACCCGCACCAAAGGCACCAGCACCCGAACCCUACGAUCCUGAUCCAAAGUAUUCCUUUGGCUAUGACAUACAGGAUGGGUAUACAGGUGAUUUAAAGAGUCAACAUGAGACGCGUCAUGGUGAUGUGGUUAAAGGCAGUUACUCAGUGGUGGAUCCGGAUGGCACUAAGCGCACAGUGGACUAUACAGCCGAUCCGCAUCAUGGUUUUAAUGCUGUGGUAAGGAAGGAACCAUUGGCUUAUAAGCCAGCCCCGGCUCCGGCGCAUCUCCAUUUGCCAGGACCGGCACCAGCCCCACCUCUACCAGCUGUACCCAAAGCUCCUUUACUCUCCUAUCCAUUGGCAUUGACUGCUCUACAUCGUGCUGCUCCAGCCCCGGCCCCGGCCCCGAUACCUGUGCCUGUGGCUCCAGUAACCGCGCCCGCAGCUCCUCAUCACCUGCCCACUGCUCAUUUCCAUGCGGCUUAUCCUGCUCUUGCCCACAGUCCAUUUGCCCAGUAUCCAGGUCCGGCUCCUGCCCCAGCUCCAGCUCCCCUUCCCGUUGAUCCCCAUGCCUACUAUCAUCACUGAGUGAACUUCCCCUUUCCGGCGAUUUUCUGCUAUAUUCUCAACUACGUGAUCUGUUUCCCUUCUUGUCUCGAGUUCUUCUCUCACAUUUGCAUUUCAAUCUCCAUUGUUGUUUUCAUCAUUGGAUGUUAGAUAGAUGGA